Molecule: messenger RNA, 861 nt
Organism: Prosopis cineraria
Lineage: Eukaryota; Viridiplantae; Streptophyta; Magnoliopsida; Fabales; Fabaceae
Product: phenylacetaldehyde oxime monooxygenase CYP71AN24-like
Exons: 1
Coding region: 1-861 (286 amino acids)
Molecular function (GO): heme binding; iron ion binding; monooxygenase activity
Source: RefSeq, a predicted model, not a curated record
AUGGCUUUGGAAUUACUGAAUCAAAACAUUUGCCUCUCUAUAUUGUGGUGCCUCAUCUUCACCAUCAUUUUGUUUAAGCUCAUAAGCACAAGAAGCAAUACGCUUAAUCUGCCUCCAUCUCCUCCUGAAUUACCCAUCAUUGGCAAUCUUUAUCAGGUCAUAGGAACACUCCCUCAAAUCUCUUUGAGAUCUAUCUCACAAAAGUAUGGUCUGCACUUUGGUCAAAUCCCCACUGUGGUGGUUUCUUCUGCAAAUCUUGUCAGAGAAAUGACCACGACCAACGACGUCAUUUUCUCUUCUCGUUUCUCAAUGACAGUUGGAAAAAUCUUUUACUAUGGAGGCAAGAACGCUAGUUUUUCACCCUCUGGUGAAGAUUGGAAAUACAAAAGGAAUAUCUCCGUUGUUGAAUUCUUGAACUCAAAAAAGGCGAGAUCCUUUCAACUCAUCAGAGAAGAGGAAGUUGCAAACUUGGUUGACAAGAUUCGUGAAGCCUGCAUGAAGAAUGUACCAGUGAAUCUGAUUAAGAUGCUUGUUGCAACCUCAGGCAACGUACUUUGUAGAUGUGUUUUUGGGCACACGUAUGACACCCUAGAUGGUAAAAGCAGCAGGAUUGAAGAGUUAACAUUGGACUUGAUGCAUCAUUUCGGAGAAUUCAGUUUUGGAGAUUUCUUUUCUUCACUGUGGUGGAUAGAUUAUGUAACAGGACUUAUUCCCAAAAUGAAGGCCAACUUUAAAGAAUUGGAAGCUAUCAUCGACAAAGAGAGUCUUUCACUUCACUCUUGCUUCCUUCAUCUAAUUGGUACUGCUUUCACUAAUUCCGUCUAUUGCUCCUUAACAGGAGGUGAUAAAGACUCUGUUUAG